UUAAUAACACGAUCAUAAUAACAUUACACUGAUGAUGACAGAUGGCGCCAUUUUUGGACACGCCCACGUGUGACAUCCUCGGGCUCGGUCUCGUGACAACGGCUCCGUGAGUCAGCUGUUAGCAUCUCCGCCGUGUGGGUUCGUAAAUGUCACGUUAUUCGGCCGGCUGAAAGAGGAACCACUUGCGAAAUAAUCUCAACGACCACUAAAGAUGUUGUCCCGUUUGCUGAAGGAGCACCAGGCAAAGCAAACUGAGCGGAAGGAGCUGCAGGAGAGACGCAGGCGUGAAGCUAUUGCUUCAGCCACCUGUCUGACAGAAGCCCUGGUAGACCACCUCAACGUUGGUGUUGCUCAGGCAUACGUAAACCAACGUAAGCUUGAUCACGAGGUGAAGACUCUCCAAGUGCAGGCGAGCCAGUUCUCCAAACAAACUGCUCAGUGGAUCAGUAUGGUGGAGGGUUUCAAUCAGGCCCUAAAGGAAAUUGGUGAUGUUGAGAACUGGGCCCGCAGUAUUGAGAUGGACAUGAGGACCAUCGCCACAGCUCUGGAGUAUGUCCACAAGGGUCAGCUUCAGUCUGCCUCCUCAUAAACUUCAUGGGAAGACAUGUGUAAGGUUUACAACCUGAAACUAAAUACACUGGAAUGAAACAGAUAUCGAGUUGACUCCUGUCAGCAAAGAUGCAUGCAGCAACGACUUUGCUCCUCUGCAUGCCCCUCUGAGUGGGCUAAUGCUGAUGAUUACUUUGUCCAGAGAAAUGUUGAAAGUCUGUUGCAUCUCACAUAUAAUUGCACACAUGCAUCAUUGCUCAAGUUCUUGUGUGAGGAACAAUAUUAAUCGGGACAACCACACAAUGGUGCUGGAGUUGUUCAGAGAUCAAGCUGUGUGUAAAAAGACAUAGGUCAAGAUCUGUUUAGUUGUGACUUCAAUUUGACAAAUGACAUUAAUUGAACAAUUGGGAGAAAAUUUAUAUCAGUAUGGAAUUGUGAAGGUUUCCCAUGUAAAAACUUAGUUCACCUGCUUUUAAUAGGUUUCAGUGGCGUUAAGGGGUAUCUCCUAAAAGCAUUUUCUAGGAGGGCAGCACCUGAUACCUGAAUUAUGUAUCUCUAUGUUUAUCUAUUAUAUGUCUGUUGAUGAUGACUGUACUGUUUUUUUUUUUUUAAUCAUUUUGUGAU
This is a messenger RNA of Xiphias gladius (swordfish), 1173 nucleotides long. It is a transcript of the gene bloc1s1, whose product is annotated as biogenesis of lysosomal organelles complex-1, subunit 1. Gene Ontology annotation, biological process: endosomal transport. Lineage: Eukaryota; Metazoa; Chordata; Actinopteri; Istiophoriformes; Xiphiidae. The transcript is spliced from 4 exons. Bases 212 to 589 code for a protein of 125 amino acids. The record is from RefSeq and is a predicted model, not a curated record. Gene Ontology annotation, cellular component: BLOC-1 complex.